This is a messenger RNA of Ananas comosus (pineapple), 2642 nucleotides long. Its product is annotated as somatic embryogenesis receptor kinase 1-like. Gene Ontology annotation, molecular function: ATP binding; protein binding; protein kinase activity. Bases 312 to 2201 code for a protein of 629 amino acids. Gene Ontology annotation, biological process: protein phosphorylation. The transcript has 11 exons. The record is from RefSeq and is a predicted model, not a curated record. Lineage: Eukaryota; Viridiplantae; Streptophyta; Magnoliopsida; Poales; Bromeliaceae.
CUUUAUUUAUUUAUUUAUUUAUUUAUUUUUGGUUUGGUUUCUUCUUCAGAGGUCGCGAUUGUGGAAUAUGUGAUCGUGGAAGGAGAACCCACGUGAGCUUUGAAUCUUCUUCGAAUCCAUCCAAUUUUGGAUUCGUAAUUGUUCGAAUUUCGAUCUGUACGAUGCUCGUGUCCGCGGAAAAUGGCGCGGGAUUUGGGUUUUUUUUUUUUUUUUUUUUUUUUUUUUCUUUCCUUUGGUUUCUCUGAGCUCGAUCGUCGUUAGGGUUUGAAUUUGAUAUCGGAGUUGUAGAAGUAGGGGCCGGAGCUGUAGAAAUGGCGAUCUCCACACGACAAGCGGUAGCGCCGUGGUUUCUGUGGCUUCUAUUGUUGUUUAAUCCCGUUGCUAGGGUUCUAGCGAACCCGGAAGGUGAUGCAUUAAGCAAAUUAAAGAACAAUUUGAACGAUCCUACUAAUGUACUGCAGAGUUGGGACCCAACGCUGGUCAAUCCGUGCACAUGGUUCCAUGUUACCUGUGAUAACGAUAAUAGUGUUAUCAGAGUUGAUCUUGGAAAUGCACAGUUGUCUGGUACAUUGGUUCCUGAUCUCGGUGUACUAAAAAAUUUGCAAUAUCUGGAACUCUACAGUAACAACAUUAGUGGGAGUAUUCCUUAUGAACUUGGGAAUCUGACAAAUUUGGUGAGCUUGGAUCUGUACAUGAACAAGUUCAGUGGCCCGAUUCCCCCUACAUUGGGGAACCUGAUGAAUCUACGUUUCCUUCGGCUCAACAACAAUAGCUUAUCUGGUCAAAUUCCUCAAUCUUUGACCAAUAUCACCACGCUUCAAGUUCUGGAUUUGUCAAACAACAAUCUAUCAGGACCUGUUCCUUCUACUGGAUCUUUCUUACUUUUCACCCCCAUAAGUUUUCAAAACAACCCUAAUUUGUGUGGCCCGGGAACGACAAAACGUUGUCCUAAUGGCCCUCCAUUGCCUUCGCCGCCUCCAUUUGUUCCUCCAACACCGCCAUCAUCUCCAGGAAGCAGUGCCUCUACAACUGGGGCACUUGCUGGAGGAGUCGCUGCAGGCGCCGCUCUUUUGUUUGCUGCACCGGCUAUCGGGUUUGCAUGGUGGCGGCGCCGCAAGCCACAAGAGCAUUUCUUUGAUGUACCAGCUGAAGAAGACCCAGAAGUCCAUUUGGGUCAGCUCAAAAGAUUUUCUCUGCGGGAAUUACAAGUCGCAACUGAUAACUUCAGCCCCAAGAACAUUUUGGGCAGAGGAGGUUUCGGAAAGGUGUACAAGGGCCGUCUUGCUGACGGUACGUUGGUGGCGGUAAAGAGGUUAAAAGAAGAGAGAACACCAGGUGGCGAGCUUCAGUUUCAAACAGAAGUUGAAAUGAUUAGCAUGGCAGUGCAUCGUAACCUGCUCCGCCUUCGUGGAUUCUGCAUGACGCCGACCGAACGGUUGCUUGUGUAUCCCUAUAUGGCUAAUGGAAGUGUUGCUUCAUGCUUAAGAGAGAGAUUACCUUCUCAGCCACCUCUAGAUUGGCCAACCCGACGACGGAUUGCUUUGGGAGCGGCGAGGGGGCUGUCGUACUUGCAUGAUCACUGUGACCCAAAAAUUAUCCACCGAGAUGUCAAAGCUGCAAAUAUAUUACUGGAUGAAGAGUUCGAGGCGGUUGUUGGGGACUUCGGCCUGGCUAAACUCAUGGACUACAAAGACACUCACGUGACAACCGCUGUUCGUGGAACGAUUGGACACAUCGCCCCUGAAUACUUGUCUACUGGAAAGUCAUCAGAAAAAACUGAUGUUUUUGGGUAUGGGAUCAUGCUUCUGGAACUCAUUACAGGGCAAAGGGCAUUUGAUCUUGCCAGGCUCGCGAAUGAUGAUGAUGUCAUGUUGCUUGACUGGGUAAAAGCACUCCUUAAAGAAAAGAAGUUGGAAAUGUUGGUAGACCCGGACCUACAGAACAACUAUAUCGAUGUCGAAGUCGAGUCGCUUAUACAAGUCGCGCUGCUAUGUACACAGAGUUCGCCAAUGGAGCGGCCGAAGAUGUCGGAGGUGGUGAGAAUGCUUGAAGGAGAUGGUCUCGCAGAGAGAUGGGAGGAGUGGCAGAAAGUAGAAGUGGUACGACAAGAGAUGGAGAUGGACCCUCGUAAUCACAAUUCUGAGUGGAUAAUAGACUCCACCGACAACCUUCGUGCAGAUGAAUUAUCUGGCCCUAGAUGAUUAUGAUGCUGAUGCAAACAUGAAGAAGAGGAGAUUACCAGGAAAUGCCCAGCAAAAUGUUUAUACGAAUCUGUGGGAAUACUUAUAAACUGAUACAGUGGGAAUACUUAUUUUCUCUUUUCUUUUAAACUGAUACAGUGUUGAGUUUGCUUCUCGCAGGAGAUGCAUUUGGAGACUUUGACAGGGGUUACGAUAUGUAGAUUAUUUGUAUUAAUACCAGGUUUGUCGAUUAGGGAUUCACCAUUUUGAUUGUUCAUAAGGCGAAGGACCACAGCAGUGUGAAAUUCUCCUACUUUGUGUAAAAUGCAGUCAAAUUGGGAAUACGAUUACUUAUUUAUAGGCCAAAUCUUUUGAGGAAGCAGAUUUGUAUCAAAGAUUGAAUAACUCACAGCUUUGUACCAUUGUUUGUGAAUUACUUGUGACUUGUCCUCCAAUUAGUCA